GAUGGAUUUUGAAUGUCAUCGGGUAUUAUGUUGUUGAUAAAAUUCUCUCAACUGACUAACGCGGUACCGCCGUUACAAGUAUGGCUGAAACGUCAGCCAGUGUGCAGUUUGUAUCGUGUGGUUGACCGUUUUGGUGGCUCUUCUAACGAUUUAUCUCGCGUAACUACGCAUCGGGGCGAAUGUUUGGUGAACCAGGUGCAAAACACUUCAAGAACGAAGAGUAGUCAGUCGAGGUUAAAUUGUGACAGCACAUGCAGCGUAGCAGAAGAAGAAAUGGCACCAACGCGUGUUAUUCUUAUGUCGUGUGGCAGUUAUAACCCUCCGACCAAUAUGCACUUGAGAAUGUUUGAAAUUGCCAGGGAUCAUCUCCAUCGAAUGGGAACACACAUUGUGCUCGGUGGUGUUAUAUCUCCUGUACACGAUGCAUACGCUAAGAAGGAAUUGGCUAGUGCCACUCAUAGGUGUGCCAUGCUGAGGCUGGCCUUGCAAAAUAGCGACUGGAUACGGUUGAGCAAUUGGGAGACCAGGCAGAACGGAUGGACAAAGACUAGGCUUAGUUUACAGCAUCAUCAAAAUUUAUUAAAUUCUGUUUUAUUUGAUCCUAAUAAUUUGAAUCAUAUACCGACCGAAGAUUUGGAGUGGAUACCAGAAAAUGUGAAGAACAGCGAUGAUCAUAAUCCUAUUCAAAUCAAAUUGCUGUGUGGGGCUGAUUUAUUAGAGAGCUUUGGAACCUAUGAUCUAUGGGCUGAGGAAGAUAUUGAUGCAAUUGUUGGAGAACACGGUCUUGUAGUUAUUACCAGGGAGGGAUCUAAUCCCAACAAAUUUAUAUACGACUCGGACAUCCUUUCUAGGCAUAUGCACAAUAUAUACAUAGUAACAGAAUGGAUUCCAAAUGAAGUUAGCUCAACUAGAAUACGAAGGGCACUAAAGCGAGGUGAGAGUGUCAGGUAUCUCCUACAAGAUGCUGUGAUCGAUUAUGUCUAUAAGCAUGGAAUUUACGAUGCCAAGACGUCGGCGUCCACAAUUAAGUUGGAACUGACCUCGCCGAACGCGAACAAUUACUUGACCAUUGACUCCAAGUACCAAAGCACCUUUCUCACGCCGUCGCCUAGCGACGUAACCAUGGAAUCCCCGAGUCCGAUCGAAAUAAUAUCCAUCGACGUGCCGGACGCGGUGCUGCGUAAGAACCUGCAGAACGCGGGCGGCGUUCAGACGGUUUCGACGCGGCAUGCGGGCCUCGACGAGGCCCGCGAGAAGUUCAUUAACGCGCUAGUCGCCGAGAACGGGUACAGCAAAACCUGCAUGCCUACUGUAAGACAGAUAGUUGACUGUCUCGUUGCUGCUCGACCCAUGCCAAUCCGAUGCGGCCCCUGCCUUACUGCUAAACGUUCUAAUACUGCUACUAACAAUCGCGAUAGUAACGCCGCCAGCCGCGUUAGCAGCACGGCUAACAGCAACAACAUCGACAGCUACAUCAACAACAACAAGAACGUACACGCCUACGAGAAUAUCCAAAGCUUUGACAUACGCGAGAAACGGCUGAUUAGCCGUGCAACCAGCCGCGACUAGGACUUUGUUUUGUUUUCGUUCCCGACGCAGUGCUGGGGGAACCCGUGGAAACCUGUUCUUACGAAAUUCUUUUGCCCCCGCCGCACCGUAAUUCCGGCGAAUGCCAACCCUGUGUGCGGAAGCGAUUUCGUCCGAAAGGAUUGCGGCUAGAGACACUGAAAAUGAUUCCGGUAAUCGCAUUAUUCAGCGACCGAUGGAACACGAAUCUUCCGCGCUUUUUCUGCGUUGAAUAUUGUAGAUAAUCAGGGUACACGCUAUGAUAACGUCGUACGGUAUGAAAUUUAAUAUCUGCUUUCGUUAACUUCGAGAUUAAGUCAGAGCUUAGAUUAUAAAUGAAUUAUGUUCUCGAUCGUGUAUAUAUAUAUAUAAAAUCGUUAGUUUAUUUAAGUUUAGGCAGAGCUUUAGUUCGAAUAAAUUAUUUUAGUAGUAUUGUUUUAUGUUUAAGGAAAGAUGAUGUCGAUAUAUUUUAAUUUAUAUAUUUGUUCAUACAUGUGUUACUGUUUCGAAGCAAUUGCUAUUAUCGUUUCAACCGACCAUGUCUACAUGACGAUUGAAAUACAUUCGAAACGUACUUAUUUAAAUUGUAUCGUUUAUAAGUCAUUCUCCUUAUAAAGAUUUGUUGUCAUUCGAAUAUUUGUCGAUACAAGUCACUGUUAUUAUUUUCAAGCAUUUCCUAUUAGAACCGAGAAUAUAUUGUGAAACAUAAAAAUGUACCUGGAAAGUUUCUAUCUUGAACAUACGGUAGCGAACCGCUACGAUGUCAAGCAUAACUUCUGACCAAAUGGUUGACGAGAUGGAGAACGCGGCACAGUGUUUACAAAAGUGCGAAAAACUAGACGAAAGUGCUCGACAAUUGAAGUGUUUCGAUUAUUAUCGUGACUAGAAACGUUUCAAGCCUAGUAUGCUUGGCAAGCUGUCUCGAAAGAAUUAUUUAAACGAAAAUCGUCCCGAAGUAUUUAUGUCACGCGCAAGAUCUCCAGCACCGUUUCUACCAACACGUUCACGGUUAUAUUGACAAAUCCUCGAUUCUCCCCAGCGCUGCUUCUUUUAUAGGGGAAACAUUUUAUUCCUUUCGUACAAACCGCAGCGUAAGCCACUUAACGUUAACAUCGAAAACAUGUAACGAAUAUCAAUGUUGCGACGAAUAUUACAGACACAGUUUCCGCUUACAAUUUCAGAUUCACCGGGAAUUAUUAAUUUGACUGAACAUUUCACCAAAAAGUCGUAUAAACUUGCUUGACUCCCGUAUUCGGUGUACCCUUUUAGGAUACGAAGCAUUUAUUCACGAUGCAUUUGUAAUUUGAACGUUAGUCAACUUGCCGUGCUUCGGAAGCUUGUCGAACAGCGCCUGGUUUGUUAUUCAAAGGGAAUUCUGAUGUCUGGCACGUGACUGUUAAUUGCUAUAUAUAUAUAUCUUUACUGUACGAGGAACACGCAACCACGGGCUCCAAUGUACACCUGUCCGAUCGAAUGCAAAACCGAAUCGCCUCCAUAAAUCCUGAACGGCGUUUAUAUUCUGUUUUCGCUCUAAAAGGGCCAGGCUAUUCGACACGACCGCCUCGAGUCGCUUUCAUCGCUGUUACAUCAAACUAACGUAGUUCUUUCUACCAAAAUUCUCACGCGAUCCGUACACGUUAGACCUGUUUUUGACGAACUUACAACGUAACAGUAGAUCGACCUCGUUCUUCGGAGUUAAUCUACGAGAUCGUCGAGAGACACCGCCUUGUUCCGAUUACUUUAAUUUUCCGGCGAGCGUCGGUACAGGUUUUCCAAAACCGAUACACACAGACACACGCACACACAUAUUUCCCUCGUAACCAGAAAUCAUGAAAUCUGCGUUGAAAUAUAAAGCCGUGCACAUUGUGAAGGUUGCGACAUGCGCGAAAACGUUUAAUCGAUCGAUUGUUUUAUUUCUGACGAUGUACAAAGUAUCGGCACGCUUUUCAAACGCGACGACUUUUUUAAAGCUGAACUCCAAACGACUUGAAUUGUUUUCGGAUGAUAGAAGAGCCACUGGUCUACUAAAAUACAUUUGGUUAAUUUAUUUAAGUAUUUUAGUCAUCGUUCAGUGUCCCUCUGACAUCUUCAAAAAGAUUCAGGUUCAGUUAAAAAAAAAAGGUUAUACCGUUUCAAAAGGUGUGGCAACAACUUGUUUAUCGUUAAGUAAACCAAGUUCGAAGUGUGUAGCAAUUGGUCGUGCACCGGUUCUUUUUUUUUUUUAUAGAAUUAUGCAGACGUGACUCGGCUCGACGGAGUUAUGCGAGUCGCCGUAGGCAAGUUCCAGGAAAAUAGAUACCGUUUUGAUUGAUACCCUAGGAGUCGGUAAUUAAGUGGUUUCUGCGAUCGAUAACGGUAUCGGAGAGUCACGGUUUUUGGCGACUGUUCAGUCAUCCGCGGUGUCAGUGUCACAUCGGUCGGUUGCGUGCCGUACCUGCUGUGCAGUUUUGCAAUAACUCGGCGCGGUUGCAGUCCUAGUUGCAGCGUGCGUUGCGUAGAAUUCUCGCGGUCUAUAAUUUUGGUAAUGAUUCAGCGAUAAGCGACCGGAAACAGUGUUUGCUUCGAUGCUCGUUUUAGCGAAAUGCAGCUGUAUUUCGGUCGGCGGCCAGCCGUAUUAUUCGCAAUCGGCUAACGUGAAUCUGCCUCGGCAGGCGUUUCAAACAAAUAGGAUAUUCAUUUCAGAGUCUCCGAAAGGCUGCGUCACGGUUUCCUUUCGAGAAACGCGAAAAAACUGGAUCUGUCUAUCGCGGAUUCACGUGUACUCCUUCUGUACCUUGAUCGGACACUGUCAUCCGUAACCUCGUAAACGUUCGUACGUUUUGUUCCAUUAUUAUCUCUGAACGGUUCGAUUAUUUUGCUAUAGAUACUUAUGACGAUUUGUAUAUUUUCGUCUGUUUUACAAAUCCAGAAUCGAGGGAAACUUUACUCGUUAUCACUCUAGUCAUGGAUCCUAAAAAAUGAUAGAUAAAUCAUGAUUUUUUGAUAAAUUGUUUGGGAAUGAUUAAAUUGGGAAUUUGCUACUAAAAGUAUUGUCUGACGCUGUAAAUGUGUUUGAAAAUACGUCAGCGUGUUUCCGGAAGCGUUCGCGCUCGAAAUGAUGAGUAAAGAGCGAGUUAAUUCUGUCCCAAGUUUUUAUUUCAAUUUCCAAUGCUCGCUCGUGUGCGCUGUCAGCGCCGUAAAUCCGCUGCCUACGCAUGAAUCGAGUAAAGAAUUCCUCGCGAAGCUGAUUUAUAGUGACAUUAUGCAAACAAAUCGACGCAGGACUGCUGUACUGCAUUCCGACCGAUGAAUCGUGUUCGGUUUUCACAUGAAAAUAAAGUUUCGGCGAAAUUUUGCGAAUUUAUUUCAGAUCCGCAGAUUAUAUCGGAAAUGUAAUUUAAUGAAGAGAGUUUUUGUUUCACGUUUAUCUUUGAUAAAUCGUUUAAAAUUUCAUUUCAUAUAAACGUGCAUAAUUUAACGUCGAGUUACGGAUGACAGUGCGUGUACGUCGAUGGAGUUCAAACGCCAGUUUCGCUGGCUGCAGCUGUAAUUUAGCGUUUCGUAGAUGGCGAGGACGUAACGAGAGAGAAAGAGAGAGAGAGAGAUUAUUAUAAAAAGAAAUCAAAAAAAGCAGAUUAAGCAAUACAUAUUUUGUAUACAUUUGGAAAAGGGAGGAUGAGAUGAGAGUGUGAUCGAGAAUGUGACCGUUCCAUUCUUCGCUCAGAAAGCGCAAAGAAUUUGCCGUGAAUAUUUUUUUAUCUGGAUUUCGCGUUAUCCGUGACCGGCGAUUAUUUACGAGCAUCGGUACAUUAGUGGUUAAGGAGAUACCCUAUUCAAACAACUGCGCAUCUUUCGUUCGUACUAUAGUUUACGAUCCGCGUUAACUCUUUGCAUUCCAAUUCCUCUGAACGUCUUCUGAAACUCGGGGAAAAAAUAGAAGCAUUUCAAAUGUUCUUAUUGCAGACGAAUUGUCCGAUCGUAGUUCUUACUUACGAAUACCGGAGCCAAAUAAAUCUCUGUUCCUAUCUCGAAGAAUUUGAAUGAGUUCUGCUCGUUGAAUAAUUACUCAUACAUUAAUCUUUCUACUGUUUCAUGUCUCGCCGUCUUAUUUAUGCCGUAAAGGCAGAGACACUCCGCGAUCGAAUUAUGGCGUUACUGCUUCGUCACGCAUUGAAAUCACCGAAAAUCUGCUGACCGUGACACCUAAAAAAACGAUGUCGCUGCACUCAUACUAUUACUAUAAUUCUACCGACGAUCAGCAUAGAAUUUUCUGUUCUCGGAAGUAUGGAAAUUUCAAAAUAGCAUUGUCGAUUUAUGUUUAUUCCUUUUGAUUACACGUACCGUUCUAAUGCACUUCCGCUGCAGUUCUCGGAACCGGCUAAUUGGAGUGCAAAGGUUAAUUUCCACCUGUUUUCGCUCGACAAUGACAUUGUGUAAUUCCAUCCGUUGUAAUGAAUUGAUCGUUAGCAAUUUGCAUAACCGGCUAUGUGGCAGCCUGGCAAAGAAAUAUCUAACGCAACGUUGUCCGAUUAAUUUCCGCAGUCGUUCACCUAAGUGCCAGAUAAUUCUAAGAUUCUCGUAAUUAAUUCAUUUCAAACGCGUGUCCUGUACGGCGAAUUCAAGUAUUAUUACGACUGCGCGUGUGCAAAGAACAAUGCCUGCCCGGAGAUGCAGCGUUGUCUCGUUUCUCUACCUCCUGAUUUGACUAAAAAAAAAACCCUUACCUCCUCCCCUCUUCCCACCGCCCCCGGAAGUGCUCGCGUUAUUUUAAGCUGCGUUCGCAAAGACAUAGCGUUAUAUCCCAGGAUCGAUGGUCGAUGUGACGUGUCCCACACUACGAUUAUUGAUAAAAUAUACUCCAGUCUUAAGAGAACGAGUUACAAAACAUUAAAAAAAGAAAAGAAAAAAAAAACAAAAAAUAUAUAUAUAUAUAAUAUGAAGAAGAAUUGUUCACAUAGUUCGCACGUUGUAUAUGUUUGUAUACUAUGUUAAUCCGAUUUAGUGAGUGUCGUAAACAUGUAUACCCGUGGGAAACAGGAAACCACUAUAAAAGAGGAGAUCAAUAAAUCAGAAACGAAGAAUUAUAUUUCAUCGAUGCCAA
Molecule: messenger RNA, 6646 nt
Organism: Megalopta genalis
Lineage: Eukaryota; Metazoa; Arthropoda; Insecta; Hymenoptera; Halictidae
Gene: Nmnat
Product: nicotinamide mononucleotide adenylyltransferase
Biological process (GO): NAD+ biosynthetic process
Molecular function (GO): nicotinamide-nucleotide adenylyltransferase activity; nicotinate-nucleotide adenylyltransferase activity
Source: RefSeq, a predicted model, not a curated record